Messenger RNA from Harpegnathos saltator (Jerdon's jumping ant), 3582 nucleotides. Its product is annotated as myosin-G heavy chain. Bases 1066 to 3357 code for a protein of 763 amino acids. The record is from RefSeq and is a predicted model, not a curated record. Lineage: Eukaryota; Metazoa; Arthropoda; Insecta; Hymenoptera; Formicidae. Gene Ontology annotation, biological process: sensory perception of sound. The transcript is spliced from 5 exons.
GAGAGAGAGAGAGAGAAAGAGAGGAGAGAAGAAAACGAUAUCGAUUAGACGGAAUGAUCGAGAGCGGCGAGUCGCAGAUAAUGCUUACGCGAUUUCUUACUCGCGACGUCUUUCAUUAGCGCGCAGCGAGCAACAUCUCAACGAGCGUCCUCCAACUCGAGCGUUAGCGAUCACCUCGGGGAGAGACGUUCGGUACACAUCAGAUACCGAGGUAGCUCUCGAGGUUGUUGCGCUUUCCAUUUGCGCGGGCCACUCGCGCGGGCUCCGGCUGUGUGUGCGAAUUACAACGGGUAGCUCGAGAUGCCGCACGAGCAGGGACGAAGAGGACAUUGCACGCGGUGCCGCACCACGCCGGUGAAAUUUCGGCAGGUGCGCAGCGACGUGGACGCGUGCGCGCGCGCGCGCGCGCGCGCGAGCGCGAGCGUGUACGCUGGACACGAGUACACCUACGCGCGCAUUGCAGGCAGGUGGGCAGGCCAGGUAGAUCGCCGUACAGCUACGUGAAAGGCGGUGAACGGUAAAGAGUGAGGCAUUUAAAUAAGAUACCGGAUUGUCGAUACUGGGUGGCUCAAUAGAGGACGCCACGUCCACUACUCGGCCAGGCAGGUACCUGUCGGGGACGGCCGUAGCCGGCUCGAAGAGACGAGAACCCGUUCUCGUCCUUCCCCCGCAGACUUACCUUUCUCCCUCUCUUCCCACUACCUCCGCGUGUUCUUCCCCGUAGACGGCCCGAUAUUUCCCACUCCCCCUUUCGCCGUGCCCCGGUCCUGCCGGGGCCCGACUCCAGUCCUCACCCGGGCCGUGAAACUGCAUGAGUGAGUGUCAGCAGCGGGCACUCAGUACUGUUACUGACGUUCCGUGCUGUGUACGAUCGCCCGUUUGUUGAUUAUCGUCUUCGUCGUCGUCGUCGUCGUCGUCGUCGUCAUCGUCGUCUUCGUCGUCGCUGCCUCUUCUUCAGCUGCUGAGUCGUGGACUCGGGUUUUACUAUGCGCCGCUCUUGAUACACAUAUGCGGUUCGUGAGGUCUAUCGAGUGAGCCCAGAGAGCAGCGAUUUCGUAUGCACAUAUGGACGAGAGCAUCACGAUGACCGUGCCUCCGCCGCUACCAGUGAAGACUCAGGGCCGGGAUGCGAGCCAGGCCGCUCGGCAGACUGUGUCAAUCCGGACCGUUUCCCCUUCCGCCUCGCCGGUUCUCGCCGGCGGGCCCGGAGCAACGGUAUUCGUCGGAGUUAGCGCUCCUACCGCCGAUUCCACGGCAACCUGCAGGAGAAGAAUCCCGGAAGUACGAUCGGCGAACGGCUACGAGGAGCAGAGCAGUGUCGUCGAGUCAUCGCGACAGCAACGGUGGCAGCAGCAGCAACAGCAGCAGCAGCAGCAGCAGCAGCAGCAUCAUUAUCACCAUCAGCAGCAGCAUCAAGCUGCGCACAUAGUCAAGAUCAAGAUCAACCCGGAUGGCGACAAGAACGGCAGGGUGAUAUCGACGGUACGGUUGACCCUGGACGAAAACGGGAUCGCGUGCGAACGCUCGGGCAGACGCGGCGACGGUGCGGUGGUGGUGAGUGCGACGAACCUGGUGAACGAGCGACACUGUGAGAGUGCCGGUGCCGGUGAGGGCUGUGUGAGGAUCAGUGUCUUCGGUGGCGAGCCGACACCCGGCAAUCGGGAGCAGCGCAACAGCAGCAGCAGCCGCAGUAACAACAACAACAACAACAACAACAACAACAACAACAACAAUAACGACGACGACGACGACGACGACGACGACGACGACGACAAGAACAGCGAGCGGGCCAACGACAGGAGGAGCGACAACAAAGACAUGGUGCACCGCGAGACCACGGAGACCUUGAACUCGUCCGCCCUCGGCGGUCGUCCGAACGCCUGCUUCUACUACAACUCGUACCAGAGCCCGUUAAACGGCAUGGUUAUGUCCAGCGGCCAAUGCUCGCCCAGCGACACUUUGGACAGCGGUACCUGCAGCGACCUGGACGGCACACCGCCGCCGUUGCCCAAGAAGAAGAACGCCAGCACGGUGAUUUUGACCAACAACACGCACAAUCGGACCGGCAGCCUGACCAGCAGCGGCGCCGAGGUCGACAGCGACGACAACGAGAGCAACAUCAGUUGCGACUCGUUGAACGGCGCCGAGGUGAACGGCGACGCCAGCGAAUACCGCGUGCACUCGUCGAGGAGCAAGGAUCUCGCUGCUGCUGCGAAGGAUCGCGAGGAGGAGGCGGUGGCGACGGCGGAGGCGGAGGCGGAGGCGGAGGAAGCAGCUGCGACGGGCGUCGUCGAGAAAUCGGACGUUCGAGUCCGAUCGGCGGACGACGAGCAUCAGGUCGAGAAAUCGAGCGACUUUCUUCGGCGUGUCAGCGCGGUAACGGAACUCGGCUCCGCUCCGUGCUCGCCGGUGUCGUCGGCCAGCGUCUCGCCGUCACCGUCCGGAACGUCGUCCCUGUCGAAAGCGUCGUCCACGCCGCGGGUGAGGAGUCCCGAUCCCGCGGUCGAGCAGAACAUCAAGCCGUUGUCGCCGGUCGUUAAGGAGUGCACGUACGAGGAGAGGAAGCAGCGCGAGCAAGAGAGGAUAGAGCAGGAGUGCGCGGACGGCGAGGGCGAUCAGAAUCAGUCGACCGGCCACAAGUACCUGUACGAGGACGACAGGUACUACAAUUUCCACGUGAACGAGCUGCGCGGCAACAACAACAACAACAACAACAACAACAGCUCCAACGGCGAGCACGGCGUCGCCGAGAACGACGAGUGCUUCGCCGGCUAUAAAAUCCACGACAAGGAAGCCAUACGAAGUGCCAAAGGGACUGUGCGCGGGGUGAAGAACAGAGUGCGAGCCGGCAUCGCGACGUUCCUGCAAACGCCCUCCUCCAAGGUUUACGUAGAAAGGGAGAAGGGUAGAGUGGUGCUUUACACGACGUCGUUGGGCAUCGUUAGGGAGACCUUUACCAAUUGCAUGAAGAUGAAGCAAAUGCUAUGGACAAACAUGGUCAAGUAUGAGGAAGCGGACUUAUUCCGCGACACGGAGUUGCAGACCGAACUCAGGGAUCGCACCGACUCGGAAGUCGUGACAUUACCGCAGCUUUUCGUCGACGGUCAGCACAUAGGGGGUGUCGACACAGUCGAGCGGCUUAACGAGUCGGGAGAGCUACGCCGUAUACUGGAACCUUACCAGUGCAAGGAUGCGUGCGUUGUUUGUACCUACUGCGGCGGAUUCCAGCGGCUCUUGUGUCCCGUCUGUCACGGCAGCAAAAGGUCCGUGCACCGCAACGAGUUUACGGUGGAAUUCGUCGCCCUAAAGUGCGCCAAGUGCGACGUUUUCGGUAUGAUUCGCUGCCCGCACUGCUGAGAGGGGACUCCACACGCGGCGGGAGGGAAAUUCCACGUACGUCUGCUGAAAUCUCAUUUCACUUAAUCUAUGACCACCUACUAACUUACAUCUCUAUUUAAGAUGCUACGAGGAUAUAUUAUAGUAUAUGUUUUAAGCGACGAUGUAAACACACACACAAUCGCACCCUCCAUAUGCGUACACACUACACACACACACACACAUGCACACACACACACACACACA